AUGCGCGCAACAGUCCUUCUCACAGCGCUACUCGCGCCCUUGACCAUACUUGCUGCUCCAGCUCCCGUCGAGAAUGCAGCUAUCAUCAGCGCGAGACAAGGUGCUGUCAAGCCUAAACCCUGCCAACCGAUCACACCCGCGCCAACGGAGGAAGAGACCGAGGCAAGAUUUGAUAAAUUCGCCGAUGCAUUUAUUGUGAAGAAGAACAUUACAGGGGCUUUUGAAUAUAUUAAUCAGGCGUAUAUUAACCACAACCCAAUGGCCCAAAAUGGUUUCGACUCCGCAUGGAACAUUCUCAGUCCGAUAUGGGGAAACCAACAAAUCACUGUCCUAGGCACCAAGUUCCAAGGCACUCAGGGCUGGUUGCAUUAUCGUAGUGGAUUUGGUGAGGUCGUUGAUCGGUUUAGAUGGGAGGCGGGCUGCAUUGCUGAGCAUUGGGAUCAGGGUGAGAAAUUCCCAGCGUAG
This is a messenger RNA of Venustampulla echinocandica, 465 nucleotides long. RefSeq lists its product as uncharacterized. The record is from RefSeq and is a predicted model, not a curated record. The coding region runs from base 1 to 465 and encodes 154 amino acids. Lineage: Eukaryota; Fungi; Ascomycota; Leotiomycetes; Helotiales; Pleuroascaceae. The transcript is spliced from 3 exons.